AUGGCCCUGGGCUACCGCUUCACCUUUAUCGAUGAGGCGCCCGCGCCGGCGGUGCCCCGGUUCCGCAGCUGCCCCGUGCGCGGGCGCGAGGCUGAGCCAGAGGAACAAGUGAUUUGCCGCCAGGUGGCUUGCCUCCCAGACCGGGCCCGGCGCAUCCACGAGCCGGCCCCAGCGCCAACACCCGCUUUGAGUACGGGCAGUGUGGGCCACCCGCAGGUGUGCCGGCGCCCGUGCGUCCACUUGGCGAAGGGGGCCUGUCACUCGGGCAGCGCUUGUGGCUACUGCCACUCGCCGGAGCAUCGCCGAGCCAUCCCCGACAAACGGGAUCGCCAGGCACUAGGCGCCAUGUGCGAGGCGCAGUUGCUGGACCUGAUCAUUCCUCAUCUCCGCAGGCUGACUGAGACCCAGUUUUACCAGGCCAAGCCUUUGGUCGAGGUGCUUGAGCGCGAGCUCGCCGUGCGGCACAUGCCCAAGAAAGCGUCAGAGGAGGAUAUCAAGAGGCUGGAGAGGACACUACGGCGUAUGAGAGUCUCCGGCCUCGUCGGCUUGAUCACCUCAAGGCGCUGGAAAGGGCCGCUGCCACAAGUCUUGCAGGAGGCAAUGAACUCCCUGCGGGAAGAGUUGGCCGUGGCCUGA
Messenger RNA from Effrenium voratum, 636 nucleotides. Lineage: Eukaryota; Dinophyceae; Suessiales; Symbiodiniaceae. The record is from the annotation of a GenBank genome assembly.